GUUAUCAGCCCCUGGCGUGCAUCUUAUAACCGAUAGGUGUCGUCUUGAAAACAUCAACAAAGAAGUGAGAUGACUCUAAGAUAACACCACUACGUUUAUUUUAGAGUUACGGUAACAAUCAUCAUAUCGCCACGAUGCCACCGGGGAAACACAACAACUUUGUAAUUAAAGAAAUGAAUGAUGGUCAUAAAAUUACAAACAAGACAAUAAGCCAGAAAACAUUAACCGGUUUGGCAGAGCUGUGGAAGAGCCAGGAGCUAUGUGAUGUCACUAUAAGUAUCAAUCAUGAGGAGUUCUCUGCCCAUCGUCUGGUUUUGGCGCUGAACAGUGACUAUUUCCGAGCCAUGUUCUCAGCAGGCUUCCAGGAAUCCCAGACCGGCCGUAUCACCAUGGACAACCUCAGGAUUGAUGCUGUGCGCCGACUCGUGGAAUACAUGUACACCGGCGUCCUUACAGUGACCAAAGACAAUGUACAGGAUCUCCUGGUGUCUGCAGACAUCUUACAGAUGUCUGAUAUCAAGAAGAUCUGCUGUGGGUUUAUUGAGAAGGAAAUUGAUGCUUCCAAUUGUCUAGGUAUCCAGGAGUUUGCGGAGAGCUUUGCGUGCACGGAGCUCCAGGUGAAGUGUAUACAGCUGGUCAAGCUGAGAUUCCCUGUCGUCUCCCGCACGGAGGAGUUCCUGGCUCUCAAGACCGAUGCACUCAUCAGGAUCCUGCAGUACGAAGACUUGUGUCUAGGAUUUUCUGGUGAGGCUGUUGUGCUUGACGCCAUUGUCAGCUGGCUUGAGCACGACCCAAUGUCCAGAAUACCAGACUUGCCAGACAUUCUCACAAACGUGAGACUGCAGUGCAUCCCGGACGCCCACCUGAGACAAUUCAGAAACAGUGCUGUAGUUGUGGAAAACCCAGCUGUCAGGAGAGUUAUCGAGAACCAGCUCAGCUCCACGGGGAGUAUCCAGGACAAGCGCAAGGCUGUCAGGUUCAUCUACUCUAUUGGGGGAUAUCUGCAGUCCCGCACAGGCCCCCUGUGUCCAAGACUGAGGUCAGUUGAACGUUACGACCUUCGCCAGAAUAGCUGGGACAAUGUGGAGAAUAUCCCAAUUCUUGCAUCCAGUGUUCAAGCUUUCAACAUCUAUGGUCGACUUUUCUGUACAGCAUUUGAGUUGACGAACUCUCCACAAAUAAACCCCGAAACGGAACGUGCCGGUUUUUAUGAAUAUGACACUCUACAGAACAAAUGGCAUGACGCAACCGAGUGUUUCUCCCCCGAGGCAGUGAACGUCCUCCAUGACUGUCUCAGGAAAUCAGGGGCAAUAACUCUCUGUCCUUCUUCCAACAAACUGUACACAGUAACAGAAGCAGACGUCAAGUGUGUUCACAUUGAGUUGGAGGACGGAGACCUGGCUUGCAGGAGGGUGGAGACGAUGCCUCAAAUUGACUUCUUCCAAAGUGAGUCGGACUGUCGGUCAAACUAUGCUGCUGUGGUUUGCUUGGGGAACCUGUAUGUGCUCGGCGGGGACGAGCGCUUCUCACAGAUGGAGAUAUUCCCCACGGCUAUAAUGUGUAUGUUUGAUCCGACCGAGAACAAGUGGUUGACCAGAGCCAGCAUGAUGGAACCCCGAGCCAGAUUUGAUGCAGUGGAGAUGAAUGGGUACAUCUAUGCUGUGGGUGGCUUUAACAACCGACGUCUGCGCAGCGUCGAGCGCUACGAUCCCCGCUCCAACUGCUGGUCAUACGUAACAGCCAUGAACAAGGAACGAAGUCAUCUGAGGGCAGUGGUGCAUGAUGGGAAGAUCUUUGCCAUGGGGGGUAAGUCGUACUCAUUCCGGUUGGGCGGGGCACGCAAGGUGCUGAACAGUUGUGAAGUGUAUGACCCCACAGCCGAUGCCUGGACCUUCACACAGCCCAUGAAGCAAGCUAGGUGUAUGUUUGGUGCAGUUGUCUUGUAGCCUCCCUGGACCUUCAAACAGCCCGACCCGUGAAGAUCCCAGGUUGUAUAGGUUGACCCAUGCUUGCCGUUAAAGGCGACUACGCUUGUCGUUAAUGGCGACAAACGGGAUCAGGUGGUCAGAUUCGCUGACU
Molecule: messenger RNA, 2079 nt
Organism: Haliotis rufescens (red abalone)
Lineage: Eukaryota; Metazoa; Mollusca; Gastropoda; Lepetellida; Haliotidae
Product: kelch-like protein 18
Exons: 10
Coding region: 135-1946 (603 amino acids)
Molecular function (GO): protein binding
Source: RefSeq, a predicted model, not a curated record